UCAACCUCGGGCAUCUAUGCCGUCCCUAAACUCACCGAGAAGAACUGGGUCGAAUUCAAGACGAAGUCCGUCAUGUCACUAACGGCACGAGGAUUGAACCGUCACCUCGAUGGCACUGUCAAAGUUCCCCAACCACUUCCGAUGUCUCCCAAUGGUAAAAAGACCCUUCUCCACGACAACAUGAUGCAGGCAACUGAUGCCGACAUCGAGUCGAACUUAACUCUCCUCGACACUCAUGCGCAGAAGGAAGCUCUCGCUAUCCAGCAGCUCUAUGCAACUGUCCCAAACACCGUGAUGAUUCAGGUGCAGAACAAAGGCUCCGUCGCCGCGAUUUGGAAGGCCAUUUGCCUCAUCUAU
Messenger RNA from Suillus clintonianus, 357 nucleotides. RefSeq lists its product as uncharacterized. NCBI's taxonomy places the organism in Eukaryota, Fungi, Basidiomycota, Agaricomycetes, Boletales, Suillaceae. The record is from RefSeq and is a predicted model, not a curated record. The transcript has a single exon. The annotation marks the transcript as partial.